UUGCACAAACUUGGGCUUUGGAUCAGCGUCUUCCAGGGACACUGGGGUUUGGGAAUUCGUCGUGCUGGUGGGAUUGGGAGCAGGGAGGUUGAUUUCGUGGAAUUUUAUGUGGGACAGGUGGUGUGUCCUGCACUGAACAGCUGUGGGAAGGUUUGCAUGUGGGAGACUCUGCUUGGGACUUCGGGCCCAAAGGGACUUUAUUGGGAAAGGUCUGUGAGUUUCCACUUUUGUGAAAACCAUAUUGGAGGCGAAGCUGUCAAAUUUGUUCAGUUUUUGACAUCCCAGAACGGUUUGGGUCGGAAGGGACCUUAAAGCCCAUCUCAUUCCAUCCCCUGCCAUGGGCAGGGACACCUUCCACUAUCCCAGGUUGCUCCAAGCCCCGUCCAACCUGGCCUUGGACACUUCCAGGGAUCCAGGGGCAGCCACAGCUUCUCUGGGCAAAUCAAUAACGUAUUUAUAGACCUUGGCUCGAACCGGCAGCCGGAGCCGGGGCCGUUCACUUUCAGAGCCGGCCUGGACGAUCCGUGCGGGUCCCUCCCGGCACAUUCCCUGUAAUCCCUGGGUUCUGUGUGCCCGCAGCACGUCCCGAGAUGGCGGAGGAGAACGAGGAGCUGCAGGAGAACGAGGAGCUGCAGGCGGGCGAGGAGCUCCCGGCCCCGCCCGAGGACGGCUUCGAGCAGCUGGAGAACGACAGCCCCGCCGAGCGCAGCGGGCACGUGGCCGUCACCGACGGGCGCUGCAUGUACGUCUGGGGAGGAUACAAGAAUGCCCAAGUUCGGGGAUUUUAUGACUUCUACCUGCCUAGGGAUGAAAUAUGGAUCUACAACAUGGAAACUGGAAGAUGGAAGAAGAGCAAAACAGAAGGAGAUGUUCCCCCCUCCAUGUCUGGCAGCUGUGCCGUGUGUGUGGACAGGGUGGUGUAUCUCUUCGGAGGGCACCACGCACGGGGCAACACAAACAAGUUCUACAUGCUGAAUUCCAGAUCCACGGACAAGGUGCUGCAGUGGGUGCGAGUGGAGUGUGAGGGGGUGCCCCCCUCGUCCAAGGACAAGCUCGGGGUGUGGGUCUACAGGAACAAGCUGAUAUUUUUUGGAGGUUAUGGCUAUUUUCCCGAAGGGAAGCAACGGGGAACGUUUGAAUUCGAUGAAACCUCUUUUUGGAAUUCAGGUCUUCCUAGAGGGUGGAACGACCACGUGCACGUUCUGGACCUUGAAACCUUUACUUGGAGCCAGCCUAUAACCACGGGCAAAACCCCGUCCCCUCGAGCCGCUCACGCCUGUGCCACGGUUGGGAACAGAGGUUACGUGUUCGGAGGCAGAUACAGGGAGUCCAGAAUGAACGACUUUUACUACCUGGACCUGGACACCUGGGAGUGGAACGAAAUACUCACUCAAGGCAUCUGCCCGGUCGGCCGCUCGUGGCAUUCCUUAACCCCGAUUUCCUCGGAUCACCUCUUCCUCUUCGGAGGGUUCACCACUGACAAGCAGCCUCUGAGUGAUGCUUGGAUUUAUUGCAUCAGCAAGAACGAGUGGAUCCAGUUUGAGCAUAACUACUCUGAAAAACCAAGGCUGUGGCACACGGCCUGUGCCAGCGAGGAGGGAGAGGUGAUUAUCUUUGGGGGCUGUGCCAACAACCUGCUCGCCCACUCCAAAGCUGCUCACAGCAAUGAAAUCCUGGUGUUCUCCCUACAACCAAGAUCUCUAGUAAGGCUGUGCCUCGAGGCAGUGAUCUGCUUCAAGGAGAUGCUGGCCAGUUCCUGGAACUGCCUCCCCAAGCACCUGCUGCACAGCGUCAACCAGCGCUUCGGCAGCAACAACACCUCUGGCUCCUGAGCCCCGGGGCAGCCCCGGGGGGACGAUCCCCACAUUAAAGGUGUGUAGGUUAAACCUCUGUGUCGUCCUAGGUAGUCGCUUCUCGCCUUUCCGUUGCAUGUGAAUGGCCUAGAGAGAACCUAUUUUUGUGUCGAGAUGUUUGCAAUAAAUGUAUUUAAUGCAAGUGGAGAUGCAGCCUGAGCUGAAGCUGGAACCAGUGCUGGGGUUGUGCACCUUGAGGCAGCUGUGAGGCCACCCUGAGCCCCUGGAGACACGUGUUGGAGAGUCCCCAGUCCAGGAGCUGGAGAAUCAUAGAAUCAUAGAAUAGAUUGGGUUGGAAAACACCUCCAAGAUCAUCAAGUCCAAGACUGUGCAGGGAAUGCUGAGCACACCACGACCAUGGAGCGUUGCUUUAGUCUAGGCUGCAGGUCCUGUUGUAAUCCACAGCUUAACGUUUUGCCACAAAUGCUUAAGGUCAGAGAAGCAGGAUUGGGAAACUGUCCGUUGUCAGUCGAUCAACUGUCGUAAACCUCGAGAUGUUAAAGCGCCACUACUCUC
Molecule: messenger RNA, 2369 nt
Organism: Myiozetetes cayanensis
Lineage: Eukaryota; Metazoa; Chordata; Aves; Passeriformes; Tyrannidae
Gene: KLHDC2
Product: kelch domain containing 2
Exons: 14
Coding region: 591-1832 (413 amino acids)
Molecular function (GO): protein binding
Source: RefSeq, a predicted model, not a curated record